UCGCAACCAUUCCAAUUUCGAAUCUCAGCGCGGUCCCACCGGUUCGCGGGAGACGCACCCGUUUGCGCGCGAAAAGUGACAGAACGUUUUGUUUUUAAUUUUAUACUUUUUAAAUAGACAAAAUGGCUGUUACUAGUGCCAGGAGCAUUGUGAACUUGAAGAAGACCCACUUCGAACGUGAAAAUGCUAAGAUUGAUAAAUAUACGCUCGCGGACGAGCUCCCGGCGCAGCUGUCGGAGCUGUCCCUGCGUCCGCGCAUCGCGCCGGAGAUGCCCCCCAAACUCGCCUACACGCUGCGCAAACUCACCACAGAUGACACGGAGCUCACGCUGGCCUUCCUGAGACGGUUCUUCUUCCGCGAUGAGCCCAUGAACCAAGCUGUCAAGCUACUAGAGACCCCGGAGUCCCGUUGCCCAGACUUGGAAGAGUAUUCAGCUUCGUCGUUGUCUUAUGGAGUGUCCAUUGGAGCCUUUGACGACCUUGGCGAAAUGGUUGGUGUGAUAUUGAACGGCAUCGUUACGCGAGAGGAAGCAGACUACACGGACAAAUCCGAAGACUGUCCGAACCCGAAGUUCCGGCGGAUACUCAAAGUGCUAGGGCACCUGGACCGCGAGGCGAGGAUCUGGGAGAAGGUACCCGAGGACUGCCACAAGGUGGUGGAGCUCAGGGUGGCCUCCACGCACUCGGCUUGGCGGGGUCAGGGCCUUAUGAGAAUACUUUGCGAGGAGACAGAGCGAGUAGCCCGGGCGGUCGGCGCAGGCGCUCUCCGCAUGGACACCACUUCAGUCUACUCCGCUGCCGCUGCCGAGCGCCUUAACUUCCGCAAAGUGUACUCGGUCGCGUAUGCAGACCUGCCCUACGCCCCUCAACCAGACGCCCCGCAUCUGGAGGCUCGAGUUUACAUCAAGAACUUGUGAAGUGAUUUUUCGGGAAGAUUGGCAACACGGAAGUUACCCAAGAAUGUAAUUUAGCUUUAGGACAACAAACGCAAGAAUAGUGUGUAAGGUGCACAAACAUUUAGAAACUAGCAAGUUACCUAAAAUCGCAGGGAUUAGAAAGGAACUAGAAUAGUAGAACGUAGAUCGUAAAGAGCAAAGACAUGUCGAUUUGGUCUUAAAAUGUAGACCCUAAGAAGUUUGAUUGUGAAGAGCUGGCUCUUUAACUUCUCAAAAGUUAAAAUGUUCUUAUUUGUACCUGACAAUUGUUUUCAUGAUAUUAAUAUCAUACACUUUAGACGUAGACGUCUAAAAUGUUGACAAACAUAUAAUGUACUAAGAUUAAGAACAAAUAAAACAGUAACUUUACUAUCACUCCUUGGAGAAUACAAGUCAACGGGCUAUAGGAGAUACACUUGAAAUCAAUCAAAACGGGGCACUUAAUGUGAAAAUUUCAAGCAAAGUGAUCAACAAAUUUGAAUUAGCAAUCCACAGUUAGGUGACAACCAAACAACUCCGAGUUUAGAGCCAUUAUAAAGCGUACCCGGUACCUAUUGUAAUAAAAAAAGAAAGUUGAUUUUUGAUAUAAUUUUUUCAAUUGAGUUUAGGUUGUACCUAAAAACCAAAAUUCAAUUCAAAAUUCAGCGAAAUUCGACAUUUGUGCAUCUGAUAUAAGGCCCCGUAAUGAUUGCUUUUGCGUGUAGAUGGUGAAAAUAUGUCUAAAUGGAUGUGCAAUGUGAAUUUCAUUGGCUAGUCAAGUUAAUUAAUUUAUUUCAGGUACGUAUACAUUUCGAAAAUUUAAAACGAGUAUUAUUCUGUUGCAAUCGAUCAAAUGAAAAAUUAAACUGUGAUUUUUGUGAUCGGUAAUAGGUGCGUAAUAGACAAUAUAGACAUUCAAUUUAAGAAGUAUUUGACUCUUCUUGAGGCUAAUAAUUCUUAAGGUUUUUCAGAUGAUUGGAUGGUCAUGAUUAAUUAUUUAAUAUUCAACAAUCUGCAAAUAUUUAAGAUUAAUGAUAAGUUUUAUUUAAGUGAUAAUUUAGUAGUUCCUUUUAGACAGUAAGCGAGCAUAGCGCUUGCAGCGCCAAAAUAAAGAUUUAGGAAGAGCCUCAUUAAGGCACCACCUAACAAACGGCGCAAUUCGAACUUUAAGAUACGUCAAACAUUAUAAAGAUAAGUUUCAAAACAGUUUCUUUAAACAAAAACGUCACUUUUGACACUGACAUAUUUUAUCCAUAUCGUAUCUACGGAAGGUGGAGGUAAGGAAUGAAAUCUCCAUGUACCAAAAAGUGUCAUCAAAAAACCUUAAAUAGGUGGCGCUACAAUACCUAGAGUACUUGAACAAAAAAAAUCUAAUCAUAGACAGCGCACUCCACUCCGUCAAUAACGCCUAGGUUCUUAGCUACUCUAGCGCUACUCUGGAAAGAUUUCGAACUAUUAUUUAUAGCUGACAGGUGGACACUUUUGCAACAGUUCUACCAUAAAAGAUUUUACUCCUUUUAAUCCACACUCCAUAAUCGUAUCUUAAAUUUUUGACGUAUAUUAAAGUUAAUCAUUGUAAACUAUUUUUUUU
Messenger RNA from Cydia pomonella (codling moth), 2505 nucleotides. RefSeq names its product arylalkylamine N-acetyltransferase 1 (gene Aanat). The record is from RefSeq and is a predicted model, not a curated record. Lineage: Eukaryota; Metazoa; Arthropoda; Insecta; Lepidoptera; Tortricidae. The transcript is spliced from 6 exons. The coding region runs from base 123 to 917 and encodes 264 amino acids. Gene Ontology annotation, molecular function: N-acetyltransferase activity.